ACAACGAGAAGUGCCUUCUUAUGCAUCUAACAUAUUUUUAAAAAUUUUGCUUCAAUUAUCAUGGGAAUGAAGUCAGUGACUAAAUACAAUCCACGUAAUUGUGCUGUUGUUUUCUCCGAACUGUGAAUGAAGUUUUCAUGUGUUGUUUUUGUAUACCAAUUUCCUACAAUUCGAAGAUAACAUUUUCGUCUUUCACACACGAAAAUAUUUACGCUAGUUUACGAUAAAAGCAGAAUCUACAGUUAUUUGUUCAUAGCUGAAUCGUUGCAUAUGAAUCCAGACAAACGUGUAUACACAAGUGAAUAGUUUGUUGGUGAAUAAUAUUAUCGUAUAUCAAUGAGUUUCUCAAGUGUUAGCUUAACGGGGUUAGGCGAAAUGGAACAGAUUAUCUGCAGGCUGGAACGUGGCACGUUAAUCCAAAAGUUCUACCCCCGGCGUAAACCAGAAAAGAAAACAUUGAUGCUUCGAAGGGAAACACGGCAAAUAACGUGGUCAUCGCCUUCACAAAACAAUCGCGCAAAUUUUGAAGGGGCGCUCGAGCUACGCGAAGUAAAAGAAAUUCGCUUGGGAAAAGGUUCUAAGGAUUUUGAAAAGUGGCCAGAGGAAACCAAGAAAGUUGAAAUUCGAAAAUGUUUUGUUGUGCUCUAUGGAAGUGAAUUUAAGUUACGUUCACUUUCAGUGGUUGCUCUUUCCGAAAAAGAAUGCGACAUGUGGAUCAAAGGUCUCAAAUACAUGGUUGCAGAUACAAACAACGCCCCGUACUGGUUGCAGGUUGAGCGAUGGCUGAGGAAAGAAUUUUAUGCAAUGGAAAAUUCCCGUGAGACAGUGACUCUCAAAGAAGUGAAGUGUUUCUUACCAAAAGUAAACUGUAAAAUAACAACAGCCAAGUUGAAUGAAAUUUUCAACGAUGUCGAUUCUCGAAAACGCAGUGAACUUGGAUUCGACGAUUUUACUCGACUUUAUCAAAAACUUAUGAUCUCCACGAAUGUUAUAAAGGAUUAUUUCGACGGUUCAAUAGCGUACUCGAAAAACGGUCAGAUCGUUACCUUGAAGGAAUUUCAAAAAUUUUUAAUUGACGUACAAAAUGACCAAUUGGGCAACGACGAUGAUGCAGUUUCAAAUUUCAUUCGGGAGUAUGUGCAAGAUCCAGUCAGAGACGUCCAAGAGCCUUAUCUUAAAAUACAAGAGUUCGUUGAUUUCUUAUUUUCGCGGCAAAACGAAAUUUGGGACAAAGAAUGUGACGCUGUGUAUCAGGAUAUGAAUCAGCCACUUUCUCAUUAUUGGAUAUCAUCAUCUCAUAACACCUACCUAACUGGCGAUCAGUUUUCCAGUGAAUCCUCAGUGGAGGCAUACGCACGAGCAUUGCGUAUGGGAUGUCGUUGUAUUGAAUUGGACUGCUGGGACGGUCCCGAUAAUAUGCCAUUGAUUUUCCAUGGACACACAUUUACAACGAAAAUAAAAUUCAAGGAUGCCAUUAAAACUAUUAAAGAGCAUGCUUUCGUAACAUCUGAAUAUCCAGUUAUUUUAUCAAUCGAACAGAAUUGCUCUCUAGCUCAACAGCGCAAAAUGGCCACAGCGAUGCAAGAAGUAUUCGGUGAUAUGUUGCUUACGCAACAAAUUGAGAAAAACGAAAUACAGUUACCUUCGCCGCAUCAGCUUAGAAGAAAGAUAAUUCUUAAGCACAAAAAACUGCCAGAAAAUGGAACAAAAUCGGAGGAUGGAGUAAUUCCCAAUGAUGGAGCAUUGAUACGUGCCGAUGAAAAUGAACUCGACAUAAGGAAUACGGUGAAAAAUGGGAUACUUUUCUUGGAAGAUCCUGUGGACAAAGUUUGGAAUCCACACUUUUUUGUUCUGACGCAACAUAAACUUUUUUACACCGAUAGUCAGAGAACUGAACGAGAAGAUGUGCGUGACGAUGAUCUCGAGACCAGUUUCUCAAGACCGAAGGAGAGCGUCACCAAUGACGAAUUGCAUUUCGGUGAGAAUUGGUUUCAUGGCAAGUUGUCCGGUGGCCGCGAGGAAGCCGAAAGUCUUCUACGCCAGUAUGCACUUCUUGGUGAUGGAACAUUUUUGGUGCGUGAAAGUGUGACAUUUGUAGGAGAUUAUUGUCUGUCUUUUUGGCGUCAAGGAAAACCCAAUCAUUGCAGGAUCAAACUUAAACAGGAAAAGGGUGUUACCAAAUACUAUUUGAUGGAGAACAAUUUGUUCGACAGUUUAUAUUGUUUAAUUAUUUAUUAUCGCCAGAAUCCGCUGAGAAGCUCAGAAUUUUAUAUCACCUUAAGGGAACCGGUUCCGCAACCAAAUAAACAUGAGACUAAAGAUUGGUACCACCAGAAUACAACUCGGGAACAAUCUGAAAUUAUAUUACACCAAAUGUAUAACGAUGGAGCAUUCCUAGUCAGGCCCAGUGAUAAAGGACCGAAUGCAUUUGUGAUUUCAUUCAGGGCACACAAGAAAAUCAAGCACUGUCGCAUAAAAGUGGAAGGCCGUUUGUACAGUGUUGGAGGAAUGGAUUUCGAGAGUUUGAUAGAUCUUGUCAAUUUCUACACAAAGCAUCCUUUGUAUAAGAAAGUGAGGCUGACUCACCCAAUACCUAAGGAUAUGCUCAAAAGAAUUAACACAAUGAAUGGUCCCGAAGAUAACGGUGCCUACAGUUACAUGGAUCCAUCCUGCAUGACUGAGAAGAUUACCGUUAAAGCUCUCUACGAUUAUAAAGCACAGCGGGACGAUGAAUUGUCAUUUUGCAAGCAUGCGAUCAUCAUGAAUGUUGACAAGAAGAGCAAUGAAUUAUGGUGGACGGGUGACUACGGUGGUAAGAAACAGCAUUACUUUCCGGCGAAUUAUGUUCAAGAAAUAAGUGUCAAUGACAAUAACAAUGAUGAUAGUGGGGGAGAUUCCUUGAUGCUAGGAAGUCUACAGAAAGGAUCACUCGAUGUUCAUGGAGCAGUCGUGGAAAUGAGCUAUGGUCCUCAUGCUGAUUUGGAACGGGUGUUGCGCAUUCAGAAUCCCUCUAUGCAGAAUGUGUUCGAAGUUGGAGUGCAAAGCAAGGAUCUUGCCAUUGAAUGGAUGAACUCCAUCAAGGAGGCAGCCCAAAACGCAAGCGUGCUUGAAGAUGAACGCAGAAAAAUGGAAAGAAAUUCUCGGGUGGCCAAAGAAAUGUCUGACAUGAUCAUAUACUGUCGAAGUGUACCGUUCAAAAGCUCUGGAUGGUUAUUCUAUGAAAUGUCAAGCUUCCCGGAAACCAAAGCCGAAAAAUGUUUCCUUCAACAAGACACGAAAAUGUUUGUGCGGUAUCAUCGUAAUCAAAUUAGCAGGGUGUAUCCUAAGGGGCAACGUUUAGAUUCUUCCAACUACAAUCCGAUAGCUCUGUGGAAUACAGGAUCUCAAAUGAUAGCUCUUAACUUCCAAACCCCUGAUAAACCCAUGCAAUUGAAUCAAGCGAAAUUCAGAGAUAAUGGAGCGUGUGGAUACAUGUUGAAACCAAACUUUAUGCUGCGUGACGAGUUCGAUCCAAACGAUCCAAACAUACUGGUGGGUGUCAGUGAAAAAAAUAUCAUCAUAAAAAUCAUAGGUGCCAGACACCUCUGCAAAGGAGGUAGAAAUAUAGCAAGUCCACUUGUGGAAAUUGAACUUCUGGGAGCUACAUUUGACAAUGGAAUAAAACAUCGGACAAGGGCUGUGGUUGACAAUGGCUUCAAUCCGGUUUGGAACGAAAUCUGCGAAUUCAGAGUUAUUAAUACUUAUUUUGCAAUGCUUCGAUUCGAGGUUCAGGAUGAAGAUAUGUUCGGCGAGCCUAACUUCAUUGGGCAGGCUGUAUUUCCGGUCAAUGCUCUUCGUACUGGAUACCGGAGCGUUCCUUUAAAGAACAAAUAUAGCGAAGAACUGGAGUUGGCCACACUUCUUGUUCAUAUAAGCAUCCGCAUAAACGAACAGAAUGGAAUCAAUAGGACGGAUUCAUUUAGCUAGAAAUGCAAUGAAUUCUACGAUGGAAUUUUCCACACGUGCAUCGUUAGUGUAAUCCUGCAAAGAUUGAGACUUCAUAUCACAAGUAUUAACUAUUGAGAUUGCAUUUCAUACACCGAGGAAUAUACAAACAGAUGUCGAAAAGUGCCUAAUUAGUUUAAUUUGUACUUUCCCAUAUUUGAUAAUAUUCAUAUAUUUUUAUUAACUAAGGAAUUUUGUGUAUGUCGAUUAUAUUUAAUUGUUGUUAUCGUAGAUAAGUUUAACGAAAUGUUAAAAUACGGAUGAAAUAUACAUGAUAUAUUGCUAUUA
Molecule: messenger RNA, 4272 nt
Organism: Toxorhynchites rutilus septentrionalis
Lineage: Eukaryota; Metazoa; Arthropoda; Insecta; Diptera; Culicidae
Gene: sl
Product: 1-phosphatidylinositol 4,5-bisphosphate phosphodiesterase gamma-1
Exons: 14
Coding region: 337-3966 (1209 amino acids)
Biological process (GO): positive regulation of epithelial cell migration; phospholipid catabolic process; phosphatidylinositol-mediated signaling
Molecular function (GO): phosphatidylinositol-4,5-bisphosphate phospholipase C activity; protein binding
Source: RefSeq, a predicted model, not a curated record